Molecule: messenger RNA, 4024 nt
Organism: Trematomus bernacchii (emerald rockcod)
Lineage: Eukaryota; Metazoa; Chordata; Actinopteri; Perciformes; Nototheniidae
Product: N-acetyllactosaminide beta-1,3-N-acetylglucosaminyltransferase 2-like
Exons: 3
Coding region: 417-1613 (398 amino acids)
Cellular component (GO): membrane
Molecular function (GO): hexosyltransferase activity
Source: RefSeq, a predicted model, not a curated record
GGAGUCUCUCACUUCGGAUAAACUUCUCCACCUUUCCCCCCUCAGUGAACAGAGAAUGUGACCUGUCUGUUGGAUAUUUAAAGAUUGGAAAGGAUUUCGGGUUUCACAGUGUUCGUAUUUCAGUGAAUGAGGAUUAGUGCGCAGUUGAUCUCCAAAAUACGCGCCGCGUGAAGGAAGGAUUGAGGGUGAGUUCAGGUGCACGAGCUGCAGCCUGUUGAUCGGCAUUUUAAUUUGAUUUCACAACGAGGACGUGCGGAGGCGGUCUGAGAGAUGGAUGCAGAAACAACCGUCUGGUUCUUGUUGAAGACGUGGUUCUCCUUCCUGCAGCUCCUCCUCAUGAGACCUGGAGAGCGCUGUGUCUCCUCCAGCCCCAACUGACCCCCCUUCUACUGUCUCAGACGCAGAGGGGAGGCAUCAUGUCUGCAGGCCGCAGAAAGCUCUGCGUGAUCAUGAUGCUCAACGUCUUCGUCUGCCUCCUGGUUUGCGUCACGUGGAACCUCCGGCGUCACAAAAGUGGCCGCCACAAAGUUCGAAUCCCAUCCGAGAGGUUCUGGCAAAGGCACGAAGAGAGUAAAUCCUUCUGGAACAAGGAGCAGCAGCGCCUGGACUUCCUCUUCAACCCCAUUGUGAACUCUUUGCUCUCGAGCGACUCCCUCAUCAAGCUGCCUGAUUGGCUGAAUAACACCGGGCCCCCUGACCUCUGUGAGCCGGAUAACAGAGUCCCAAUGCAAAUUAUGGACUACAACUCCCUGCCAACGGGCUUCCAGGAUUUUCUUUUGCACAUGCGCUGCAGGACAUACCCCAUGCUGAUAAACCAGCCUCAUAUCUGUAAGGGAAAACCCUUCCUGCUGCUGGCGGUCAAAUCCCUGAUCCCACACUUUGACCGGCGGCAGGCCAUCCGUGAAACAUGGGGUCGGGCGGGGGUCAUAGCUAAUCGCUCAGUGGUGACGGUGUUCCUGCUAGGCAACACCUUGCCCGUGGAUCACUUCCCAGACCUGCUGGGGAUGCUGGACCACGAGGCGAAGCUCCACAAAGACGUCCUCCAGUGGGACUACCGGGACACCUUCUACAACCUCACCCUGAAGGAGGUCCUGUUCCUGGAGUGGUUCAGCGAACACUGCCCCCAUGGCCAGUUCAUCCUGAAGGGUGACGACGAUGUCUUCGUCAACACCGUACGGAUUGUAGACCUCCUGGAGGGCCUGCCGGAGAAAAAAGCCAAGGAUCUGUUCAUAGGUGAUGUUAUCAAUGACGCUGGGCCUCACAGGAACCGGAGACUCAAGUACUUUGUCCCGGAGAGUGUGUUUGCGGGGAUGUACCCGACUUAUGCAGGUGGCGGAGGAUAUCUGUACUCGGGGGAGUUGGCUCUGCGUCUCCACAACGCAUCCCGGCAGGUGGUGCUGUAUCCCAUUGACGAUGUCUACACGGGGAUGUGUCUGAAGAAGCUGGGCCUGGCUCCUGAGAAGCAUGAAGGAUUCAGGACGUUUGGCAUUGAUGCGAAGUACAGGGACAACCCGUGCGUCUACAGGAACUUGAUGCUGGUGCACAGCCGCACGCCACAGGAGAUGUUGACCAUCUGGCCGUGGAUCAUCCACCCGGAGCUGGACUGCCAGUGAGGGUCAAGUCAGGUUAGUUUAUGGAUUUAUGAAGAGAACUGGAUACAGAGUUGGAGGUGGGACCCCGUUUUGUCCAAUGAAAGUUGCUCAGUAGUGUAUGAAGCCAAAAUGGUCUGACUCUCGAGUACAAAAAUGUUUUCCUAAAUUGUGAUUAAUAAAGAACAUCUUAUCAUUUUAUCUUAUCUUAAAAGUACCCGUAUCUGGGCCCAUAGAGCAUGGGCACUUGUGUGUUGCUUAAGCCCCGCCUCCUAUCUCCUAUUCUUGGCUCAGUCAAAUGAAUGGAGAGGUAAAAUAAUCCUGAAUUUAGCUUUUAGCCCCUUUUACAACUUUUACUACCUAAUGAUUUAAAUAAGCGCUAUAGAGUGUUCGUGAUGGGUAGAUUUACAGACAUGACAACGGGAAAACGUUUUUUCAGCCCAAUGAAAUCACUGACUGACAGAAGAUGUAAUACCGCCGUUUGGCCACUGCGAAUAGAAUUUGCUUCAAUAUCCGGCACACUUUCUGGGGGCCUGGGUUACUCCAUACAUUGGGAAAGAGACAUCUGUAUUCUUUUUUUAAGUUAAGUAAACUACCCAGUACAAACACUUUUAAAUACCUCUUCAAAAUCUAUGUUAUCGACCUCUUCAAAUCAUUAGGGUCUAAAAGUUGUGAAAUGUGCUAAAAGCUAAAUCCCCUCUCCAUUCAUUUGACUGAGUCGAGAGCGGGAAAUCGGAGUUAGGGCUUAAGGAAAACUCAAGUGUGCUCAAUGGGCCCAGAUCCAGGAACCUUUUUAUCUACUGUCACUCCAUUCGUGGACCUGUCUCCAAUGCUGUAUCCAAUUCUCUUUAUACAUCCAUAGGUUACUCCCGUAGGGUCCUUGGGGCACUUUGAUGACUCCCUAUCUGCCUCCAAAUACCCUGAUUUUCCGCCGGUCUCAUGCACUCCACUGCUGUUUUCCACCUCUUUAUGUUAGUCAGCCAUUCUCUCCUUGGUAUUCAUGCACCGCCUUUAAAUGUUCCUGCUGCUCCAUAUCUUAUCUAGUUUUACAAACUGACCUCUAGCAAUGGCCACUCCUCUCUGUUUUUACAAAUCCAAGGUGUUACACAUAUACCUGAGGCUGCCAGUGAACACCUGCAUAUGUGUUUGCACUAUUGAGAUUACACCUUGAUGUGUUGAACCCUGUUGCAGCAACCUGAAAUCAGUCCUGUCUAGAGAGAGUCAGGCAACAAUUGCACAAAACACAAUAUUUUGUGUAAGAUCUGUUAAUGGCAUGGCCUUGUCCUAGUGAGUACAUCAUACAGUGAGUUACAUACAGACUUUUAAAGGGUAUGCAUGUUGUAAAACCCCCUCUGUACCAUGAACCUGCUUUCAACGAGACGUAUACACUGCAGGGAAUUUCAAGGAUAGUUUAUUUCUCCUCCAACAGAUCCUUAAUUUUUAUUGUUAUACAACACGCCAUCCGAUACCUUAAAACAUCUGAUUCACAAAGAUCAAAUGCUUUGGGACUUUACAGUAUUUAUAUUACAUUACAUUUAGCUGACGCUUUUAUCCAAAGCGACUUUCAAUAAGUGCAUUCGACCAGGAAGAUACAAACUUGAAGAAAACAGAAUCAUACAAGUACAUCAGGUUUCAUAGAGCCAAAACAUUUCAAGUGCUACUGAACUGGCUUUAGAUAAGCCAGUCCUUUAUUAGUAUAUAAGUGCUUUGUUAGCAAUUCUUUGUUAUAACCGUUAAACAAUUUCUAUUUCAAUCCUCAAGUCCCAGCAAAACCUGUGAGUUAGUAAUAUUUUAUUUUAGUUAUCAACAGUGUUUUUAAGCGGACUCUAUACAUAUAAUAUUUGUUUUUCAACUAUCUGUAUAAUACUUGAAAGUAAGCAUUUGGGAAACUGACCAAACAAAAAUGACCCCUUGCUAAUGUUAGCCAGAUAGUAUAUGCACACAAUAGUUUUUCAAAUCAAAAUUCAUGCAUUCAUGCCAACUGUGCACAAAGCAGUGUUAGUGGUAAAAGAUACGUUUUUGGUACGUAGUGUGUUAAGUCAAGAAAAACGUUGGUAACUGAUAUUUUCCUACAUUUAUCACAACGUUUACUACUACUGCUGCUUCUACUAAAAGGAGAUGAACUCUGAUCCCACACAGACUGUUUUCUGUAAAGCCAAAACAAGACGACAGAGUUUAUACAUUAAAAAUCUACAUUUUGUAGUUAUUAUUAAAUGCUCAGUGUUGUUUUUAACAUCUCAAAUGUGAUGUUGCUGCUGUUACUGUGCAUUCAUUCUCUGUAUUUGUAUUUUAAUAAUAUAUUGUAAGCAAUAAAUGUGUUUUUCCAUCACCUUCAUCAACAGAUUUGUUUGGGUUCACUCUGGUCCUGUUUUCAAUGGUUUGUUUAAAUGGUUUUGGUGAUACAAAUCUGUUCCAAUGAGAAUAAAAAAAUAUGU